GCUGCAGUAUUGGAUCAGCAUCCGCGCACGAACCAUCGCCAGUUCCGUCGACCGACUAUUAUAAUAAUAUAACAUAUAACUGUUUCUAUUAUUAUUAUUCCAUAUUCACCUACUCGCCGUGAAUUAUUUUACAUAUUAAUAUAACAUCGUAACAUAUUAAAAUGCAGACCACUCAACGACUUUCGGUCAGCGUGCUCAUGGUUUUAUUACUUCUGGUCAUCGGUUGCCUUUGCAGACCGCAGGAAGCCGGCAAAGGCAAACCGUCAAAAGACGGAGGAGCCAAACCUCUGGAGACCUCCACCGGACCGACGACUCUUUCCAACAACCGGAUGAGCAGACUUCAAAAGCCCACACAAGUGUUGAACACAGGCUUCGACGAGAUCGUCGUCGAAUCAAAUUUGCAAGUGCACAACCGAGUUGGAUCCAAAAACAAAUCAAAGAUUAUGUUGCCUUCCAACUCGACGGCCGCGGCUACAUCGAUGCAGACCAACAAAUCGGCCAGAUCGUUGAUGGUCUAACGCGUGCGACGGUGCAGUUAUCACUGAAACCAAGAGAUGUAUAAUGUCAUACCUAAUAUACCUUUACCUGUCUUACUAUGAUCUACCAUAAGCCACGCACAAUGUUUUAAUCCUGACAAUAUAAUUAUUAUUUGUAUUCAAACCACGCAGCGUUUCGAUCUACGUUACGUUCGACAAAUAAUGCAACGAACAUGUUUGUAAUAUGAAAAAUAAAUUUAAUAUAAUAUUUAUUUAUUUAUGAAUUUAAUACAAACUCAUUAUACGAACAAAAGUUACGUAAUGUAGAGUUUUAACUAUGCGUAAAGAGGUAUACCUCAGCAACUAUUGACUUGUACUUAAAUGAUUGCUCAUUAAAUUUAAAAUUUAAAAAUUUAAAAAAUUUAGCUAUGUGGAACUUGGAACAUAAAAUUUCUUCUUGCGUAAAAAUUUUUGUACAGAUUUCCAUGAAGCUAUUUAUUUUCUCACAAAUAUACAUAUAGUAUUAUAUAGAGUAUUAUAAAGGUAAAGAUAACGCUAACGAAACUAAAAAAGUUUCUGAAUUACGAUUGUAUAAUAUCAUUGAAACAAUAUUCAAAUAUUUUGAAUGAAAAUUCUUGAUUAUAAUAUUAUAUAUGUAUGUACAGGAAUAUUAUAGUUACCUAAUCUGGAUUAUAACUAUAUGAAUGUGUAACUUAAGUAUUGAUUCUUUUGUGUUUGUGUAAUAAGAAUAAAAUGUAAUACAUAAUAAGCCGAGACUUAAGAAACUUUUAGUUUUUCGACACUUUUUUACAUCGUAUGUGCAUCUUUUUUUAAGCCAUUUAAUACAAUGUUAAUUCAAAUUACA
Molecule: messenger RNA, 1341 nt
Organism: Diuraphis noxia (Russian wheat aphid)
Lineage: Eukaryota; Metazoa; Arthropoda; Insecta; Hemiptera; Aphididae
Source: RefSeq, a predicted model, not a curated record